Molecule: messenger RNA, 3341 nt
Organism: Culicoides brevitarsis
Lineage: Eukaryota; Metazoa; Arthropoda; Insecta; Diptera; Ceratopogonidae
Product: chromatin assembly factor 1 subunit A-like
Exons: 5
Coding region: 98-3250 (1050 amino acids)
Biological process (GO): nucleosome assembly
Cellular component (GO): nucleus; CAF-1 complex
Source: RefSeq, a predicted model, not a curated record
UUAUCGCAAAAAUCUCGAUUUUUUAUCUCCCAAACGCAGGAAUUUCCCGUCUCGAAGUGUCAAAAGUGGAAAGUGUGGUGAAAUCGCGACGCGAAAUAUGGAAGUGAACAGUGAAAAUUUGAUUUCAACGUCGCCCGCGACAACUCCGGGCCAAAAAAAGAUGAAACAAACACGUUUGCCAUUUGCAAUUUUGAGUCCAGUGUCGACAGAAAAGUCUUCCGCCACAACGCCCGUCGCUCAAGACACAAAGAAACGAAAAUUGUCUGGCAGCGACGAGGCGGAAGUUGCUUUGCCCGCAGCAAAAGUUGGCAAAGUGCUGUCGACGACAAAGAAAAAAGAGAAUAUUACGCAGGAAGUUAUCGAAUUGGUGGAUGACAGUGAAGAAGAGGCAGCGAAAGAGAGUGCUGGAGACACGAGCAGCGGUAAAAUUCACAUAAAAUUGGCAGUGAAAAAGCAAAAUAAUAAAAAAUUAAAGUUGGAAAAGUCAGCUGAGAAGGCGAAAAAAACGCCAAAAAGUCAGAAAAAGGAAAAAUUGAAGAAAGAAGAGAAAGAUCAAAAAGAAAUCGAGGAACCGAUGGAAGUUGUUUGCCUCGACGACGACGAAGAUGACGAACCAAAACCUCUGGAAGUCUCAAUUCUCGAGGAAAAUGUCGAUUCCGAGAAGGAAGAAGAAGAUUUUAAAGGAUUUUCGGAGGAAAAAAACCUUCCAAAGCCCGAAUUUCAGGAAAAAUCCAACUCCAGCCCAAAAAGUGCCGAUAAAACUGUCGACGAAUCGGAUCUCGAUGUGUCCACAGCUGACUUGAACGAAUCCGUGCCUCAGAGUGAAACAAAGUCCAAAGGCACUCCCGGCUCGGGGAUUAAAAAAUCUCACAAAAAAUUGUCGGAAGAAGAAAAAAUCAAGCGUCAACAGGAACGCGAAGAAGCACGUCGCUUGGAACGUGAAGCGAAAGAAGCCCUGAAAAAGCAAGAACGGGAGGCCAAAGAAGCUCAACGUCUCAAAGAAAAGCAAGAAAAAGAGGCAAAAUUACAAAAAGAGCGCGAAGAGAAGGAAAAUCAAAAAAGACUUGAACGCGAGGAGAAAGAAAAAAAGAAACAAGCCGAAUUGGAGCAAAAACAGGAGGAAAAGAGACAAAAGGAAUUGAAAAAAGAAGAAGAACGCCUCAAAAAAGAGGAAGAAAAACAAAAGAAAGAGCUGGAAAAGCAACAACGCGAAGAAGAGGAACGUCGCAAAAAAGAAGAAGCCGGUCAAAAAUGGAAAAAAUCCGCUCAAUUGAUGGAAAAAUUCUUCGUACCGAAGAAAACGGGACAAAAACAACCCGAAGAAGAGUCUUCCAACGAUUCCGAGAAAGCUCCAACCACGACACAGAACUUUAUGCCAUUCCAGGUGAAGGAAAAUAUGCGACUUGCACCCGUUACGCGAGGAAAUCUCGAUACUGGGAGACGUGAGGCACUCGAACGAACUCUCAACAAUGGCGAACCACCGGCAGUGUUGACAUAUUUGAGCCAAUUAAAGCGGGACAGUGGUUACCAACCGGGCAAAUCGGGCUCUGUGACGUGGCAGGAGGAGGAUGACUCGCAAGAUAUCAUCGUGAUUGACACAAAAGGCGAGGAACAUAUCGAAACUGUCAAAAAACCGAAAGAAAAAUAUCGUGCCAAGUUCUUGCAUUUCCAUGAAAAUCGACGUCCAGCAUAUUACGGAACAUUUCGCAAAAAAUCUAAGAAGAUUAAUGGACGAAAGCCGCUUGGAGUUGACACACAAAUGUUCGAUUAUGAAGUCGAUUCUGACGAAGAAUGGGAGGAAGAGGAGCCUGGCGAGUCGUUGCAUGGCUCAGACGACGAAAAGGACAAAGAUAAUGUGGAUGAUGAUUAUGAGGUCGACAACGAUUUCUUCGUGCCCCACGGUCAUUUAAGCGACGAAGAGCUCGAACCCGAUGGCGAACUCGCUACCGAAGACAAUUCACCCGAAGCGCAAAAGGCCCGUCUCAAAAUAAUGCAACAAGAAUUCCAAGAAGAGCACAAAAAGAAGACGGAAAAGAUCAAACCUCGCAUUAUCGGCUGUAUUUGGGUCCGUUCCAGCCUCAGUAAGGCCCAAGACCAAUGUUCGCCCAUCGUCUGGGAAAUGCUAUCGGCACGAGCGAUGCUUUUUGCCGAACCCAUUACCUCAAUUCCCGACGAUCCGGAAGACGAGAAACCCGAACCCGCAAAUGUGGCACCGAAAAAAGUCAAAAUUACCGAAGACGGUAUGAAGGAAUUAAUCCGCCUCGUGCACGGCAAUCCGAACAGCAAAAAAUUCCUCUCGGACGAGUUUGCGGCAUAUCGCAAGCAAAAAUACGGCGAAGACGAGGGUUAUCAGGAAUUUAGUUUCAUCGCGUCCAAAAUUAAGGAGAUUGCGGAAUACAAGCAAAGCAACGAAGAAGGUCCGAUGUACAAAAUUAACGCGUGGUACGUAAAACCGGAAAUUCUCGAAAAAUAUCAACUCACCGACUUGCCGAUCAUCAACACAUGGAGUUAUGUCUUGAACCCCAAAACUGUCAUCACGAAGGACACGGCGCCCAAAAAAGCCGCCACAACGCCAGCUGGCGUCAAAAAAGUACCUGUCAGCGACGAAGCGAUGCCGGAUCUCAUUCGUCUUGUGCACGGCAACACGCGAAAUCGACAAUUUCUCGUCGACGAGUUCCGCACGUGGCGCAAAAACACUUUUGGGCAUCUCGAGGACUUCCAGGAGUUCCAUCACAUCGGAAGUCGCAUCAAGAAAAUCUCCGAAUACAAAAAGUGCGACGACGACGGACCCAUGAAGGGAAAAAUGGCGUAUUUCGUAAACGAGGCAGUUUUGAAGCAAUACGGCUUGGAAGACAUUUCCCUGCCAAACACUUGGCAAUAUCACACAGUCGAGACGAAGAAGAAGGCACCAAAAACCGCCGAAACGGAGGAAAAAAUGGACGUAAGUGAUACGCAGCAGCAGCAGCCUGGAGCUGGACCACUCACGAAAUUCGCCGUGAAAUUAACCGAAGAAGAGAGACGACAAUCUCUGGCAGCACUGAAAACGUCACCGAAACAAGCGACGACGCCAACUGCUCCGCCUCCGCAGAAGAAACGCGUUCAACUUUUGAUGUCGGUGCCACGCGGCGAAGCCAUCUCCGAAGCCAAGAAAAACAACCUAAUUAGCCAAUUUUUGCAGCGAAGCAAGACCGACACCACCCCGAAAAAUCCGACAAAAAAUGACGAUGAUGACGUCAUGAUCAUUGAUUGAACACACAAAUCUGAAUUACAAAAAAAAAAUAAUUUUCAUCUUAAAAUAAGGAAAAAAAAUAACAGAAAAUUAAUUAAUUAAUAAACAUUUA